Molecule: messenger RNA, 4269 nt
Organism: Puma concolor (puma)
Lineage: Eukaryota; Metazoa; Chordata; Mammalia; Carnivora; Felidae
Source: RefSeq, a predicted model, not a curated record
AUGGCUUCCUCCAACCCUCCUCCACAGGCUGCCAUAGAAGAUCAGCUGGUUCCUGGAGGCCCUGGCCCCUCCCCUGAGGCGGAGGACGACCCCGGAGAGGCUUUCGAGUUUGACGACAGUGACGAUGACGAGGACACCAGCACUGGCCUGGCCGUCCCGGGCAUUGCUCCCGAGAAGGACAUCGAUGCCCCACUGAUCCACUGGGACUCCGCCCCCAUCGCUGACCCAGACCCAGACCCAGACCCAGACCCGGUAGCCUCACCACCCCAGACACACACCCUUACCUGUCCUGGGACUCGCCCUGGAGCAGCCCUAGCCCCCUUGAACACCAUCUCCUGGUGGCGCCAGGGCGUGAGCUCUCGAAGGUUCAAAUCCCCACUCAGCUCUUCUCCAAAUGGGUGGUUUUGGGCGCCCCUGAACCUCUCUGAGCCCCACUUUCCCCAUCUUGAUGGGACCCGAGGGAUGGAGACUGUGCGCUCAGUGCCUCAGCCUCUUGGGCUGGGCCUGGGUUGCCCGGUCCCGGAGUUGCUGCAGCCUCAGAGCCACCGCACUCCCAUCCGGGCCCUCGUCCCCAGCGGGGGAGGGAAGCGGGCCAGUCCUCGUCCCCGCCGGCCAGCUGCCAGGCAGGAGCGAGGGAUGCUUACUGGCUCCCUGGACGCACCUGUCCUGCCCCUUCCUGGGUACCCAGACGAGAUGGACUGGUCAGAGGCUCUCACCUGGGCCUGGACGCCAGGGAAGCAGUUGGGCAGCUGGAUUCCCGGAGGACACGCCGAGAAGCCCGUGAGCCCGGUUCCCGACCCUGGCUGCCCAGGGGAAGCAGCGGACAGUUUAGAAACGCCAAUGCCUGGCCUCCUCUGGACCACCAGCUCAGGACUGCUGGGCCGGGGCCCUGGCCGGUACCUGCUGGGGGCUUCCCGGGCAAUCGCGAGGGCCACUGCUGGGCGUCCUCACUGGGUGGGCUGCCGCAGGCUUGGUGGCACCUCUGAGGGGGACCGGCCGCUGCCCAUGCCUGGGAGUUGCCCCCGUCUCCUGCCCGAUGGGAGCCAUGGUCCAGGAGUAGAUCGUGUGUUUGACCGCUUAUCUGUUCCCCCAAAUACCCAGAAGCUCCUACAGCAGGGCGGAUGGGCUGGCAGUGGGGUGCCCUGCUGCCCAAGACGAGGUCCCUCCCGGGAGCAGAAGCCACCAGAGCUCAGGGAGAGAGCAUCCAGGCAGGUCGACCGAUUCACUUUCCCCGCCCUGGAAGAAGAUGUGAUUUACGACGACGUGCCCUGCGAGAACCUGGAUGCCCAUCAACCCGGGGCGGAGAGGAGCCUGCUCUACGAGGAUGUGCAUCGGGACGGAGCGCCCAGGGAGCCCGAGGACCUAGGCUGGAGCUCCAGUGAGUUUGAGAGCUACAGUGAAGACUCGGGGGAGGAGGCCAAGCCAGAGGCCGAGCCCGCCAAGCACCGAGUGUCCUUCCAGCCCAAGCUUUCUCCAGACCUGACUAGGCUAAAGGAGAGAUACGCCAGGACUAAGAGAGACAUCUUGGCUUUAAGAGCCGGGGGGAGAGACGUGCAGGCGCUGAAGCACAAGUACGACUGUAAGCCACGACAGGGCUCGGAUCACUGGCCAAGAAUGUUGCCCGGUGGCGCAUGGGGGAAGAGGAAGCCGCGGGGCCGGCGGCUGGGGUGGGUGCGGAGUGAUGCCCGGGGUACCAUGUGGGCCAGGCAGGAGGGCCUUCACCACCCCCACCCCCACACUGUCGUCCGCUGUCCCUCCUCCUCCUCCUCUUCUGUCUCCUGUUCAGGUGACUCGGAGGAGGAGGACAUGGGACUCCUGGAGGUCAGCGUUACGGACAUCAAGCCCCCGGCCCCGGAGCUGGGCCCCAUGCCAGAUGGCCUGAGCCCUCAGCAGGUGGUCCGGAGGCACAUCCUGGGCUCCAUCGUGCAGAGUGAAGGUAGCUACGUGGAGUCUUUGAAGCGGGUACUCCAGGAUUACCGCAACCCCCUGAUGGAGAUGGAACCCAAGGUGCUGAGCGCCCGUAAGUGCCAGGUGGUGUUCUUCCGCGUGAAGGAGAUCCUACACUGCCACUCCAUGUUCCAGAUAGCCCUGUCCUCCCGGGUGGCCGAGUGGGACUCCACCGAGAAGAUUGGGGACCUCUUCGUGGCUUCAUUCUCCAAGUCCAUGGUGCUAGACGUCUACAGUGACUAUGUGAACAACUUCACCAACGCCAUGUCCAUCAUCAAGAAGGCCUGUCUCACCAAGCCUGCCUUCCUCGAGUUCCUCAAGCGUCGGCAGGUAUGCAGCCCUGACCGUGUCACGCUCUACGGGCUGAUGGUGAAGCCGAUCCAGAGGUUCCCGCAGUUCAUCCUCCUGCUUCAGGUACCGCCUGCCAACCACAGGGGCCAGCUGGAGAUCAGCAGCCUGGUGCCCCUGGGGCCCAAGUACGUGGUCAAGUGGAACACAGCACUGCCCCAGGUGCAGGUGGUGGAGGUGGGCCAGGAUGGCAGCUCCUACGACAAGGACAACGUGCUCAUCCAGCACGCUGGCACCAAGAAGGCCUCUGCCGCAGGCCAGGCCCAGAAUAAGGUGUAUUUCGGCCCCCCGCGCCUCUUCCAGGAGCUGCAGGAUCUGCAGAAGGACCUGGCUGUUGUAGAGCAGAUAACCUUCCUCAUCAGCACGCUGCACGGCACCUACCAGAACCUGAACAUGACCGUGGCUCAAGACUGGUGCCUGGCCCUGCAGAGGCUAAUGCGGGUGAAGGAGGAGGAGAUCCACUCGGCCAACAAGUGCCGUCUCAGGCUCCUGCUUCCUGGAAAACCUGACAAAUCUGGCCGCCCCAUCAGCUUCAUGGUGGUCUUCAUCACCCCCAACCCCCUGAGCAAGAUCUCCUGGGUCAACAGGUUGCACCUGGCCAAGAUUGGACUCCGGGAGGAGAACCAGCCGGGCUGGCUGUGUCCGGACGAGGACAAGAAAAGCAGAGCCCCGUUCUGGUGCCCCAUCCUGGCCUGCUGCAUUCCUGCCUUCUCCCCCCGGGGCCUCAGCCUGCAGCUUGGGGCCCUGGUCCACAGUCCUGUCAGCUGUCCCCUGCUGGGUUUCUCGGCGGUGAGCACGUCCCUUCCACAGGGCUACCUCUGGGUUGGGGGCGGGCAGGAAGGUGCAGGGGGCCAGGUUGAGAUCUUCUCCUUGAACCGGCCCUCGCCACGCACGGUCAAGUCCUUCCCGCUGGCAGCCCCUGUGCUCUGCAUGGAGUACAUUCCCGAGCCGGAGGAGGGGGAGAGCGGAGACGAGGGCCAUGUGGCCGCUGAGCCCUCAGCUGCAGUGCAUCCGACCAUCUGCCUCGGGCUCCAGGAUGGCAGCAUCCUGGUUUACGGCAGCGUGGACACGGGUACCCAGUGCCUGGCGACCUGCAGGAGCCCAGGCCUGCAGCCUGUGCUCUGCCUGCGGCAUAGCCCCUUCCACCUGUUCGCUGGUUUGCAGGAUGGGACCGUCGCCGCCUACCCUCGGACCAGUGGUGGUGUCCCCUGGGACCUGGAGAGCCCUCCCGUGUGCCUGACUGUGGGGCCAGGACCUGUCCGCACCCUGCUGAGCCUGGAGGAUGCCGUGUGGGCCAGCUGUGGGCCUCGGGUCACUGUGUUAGAUGCCACUAGCUUGCAGACUCAGCAAAGCUUCGAGGCGCAUCAGGACGAGGCCGUGAGUGUGACGCACAUGGUGAAGGCGGGUAGCGGCGUCUGGAUGGCCUUCUCCUCUGGUUCCUCCAUCCGCCUCUUCCACACUGAGACACUGGAGCAUCUGCAGGAGAUCAACAUCGCCACCAGGACCACCUUCCUCCUGCCGGGCCAAAAGCACCUGUGUGUCACCAGCCUCCUGAUCUGCCAGGGUCUGCUCUGGGUGGGCACCGACCAGGGUGUUAUUGUCCUGCUGCCUGUGCCUCGGCUGGAAGGCAUCCCCAAGAUCACAGGGAAAGGCAUGGUGUCGCUCAACGGUCACUGCGGGCCUGUGGCCUUCCUGGCCGUGGCUACCAGCAUCUUGGCCCCCGACAUCCUGCGGAGCGACCAGGAGGAGGCCGAAGGGCCGCGGGCGGAGGAGGACAAGCCUGACGGGCAGGCUCACGAGCCCCCGCCCGCGAGCCGCGUGGGCCGAGAGCUGACCCGCAAGAAGGGCAUCCUCCUUCAGUACCGCCUGCGCUCCACGGCCCACCUCCCGGGCCCGCUGCUGUCCGUGCGGGAGCCCGCGCCCGCCGACUGCUCGGCCCUGGAGCACAGUGAGGAGGACGGCUCCAUCUACGAG